AAGAAAUACAGAUAAAAUUAGGAUAAAUGAUGUUCAAUAACAUUAAUGAGCCAAAACAGAGUAGAUAGAUAAGAUGAGUGUUAUACAAAUAUGGGUUGAGAGAGGUAAAGAUCCAAUAUUUCUCUAACAGAAGCUGAAAAAAUGCAACUUUUCAGUCUAAGCCAACGUGCAUUUAUGGCUACAACAUCACUGGCUGGGGCUCUCAGAUCAAUUCCAAGGGCUAGUUUUAGUUCUGGUUCUGGUUCUGUGAAAUGGGAUGGUGGGGUUUCAAUGGUACAAGGAGCUUCAAGAGGAAUUGGCCUUGAAUUUGUUAAGGAACUGCUGGAGAAAAAUGAUAAAGGGCAUGUUAUUGCCACAUGCCGGAAUCCAAAUGCAGCAACAGGGCUUCUUGAUUUAAAAAAUAAGUUUGUUGAAAGACUUGACAUUUUACAGUUGGAUCUGACUGUUGAAAGCACCAUAGAGGCAUCAGCAAAGUCUAUUACAGAGAGAUAUGGCUCUUUAAACCUUCUCAUUAAUGCGUCAGGCAUUCUUUCAAUACAGAAUGUGUUGCAACCAGAAACAACAUUGAACAAAGUAGAGAGGUCAUCCUUGAUGCUUGCUUAUGAGAUUAAUGCAGUGGGUCCUAUUCUGGUGAUGAAGCAUAUGUGGCCUCUUCUUAAGGUUGGAGGAGGGACUGUGACUGAAAGGGAAGCAGCAGUUGUGGCCAAUUUAAGUGCCAGAGUAGGAUCAAUCGGGGACAAUCGCCUGGGUGGUUGGCACUCCUAUCGUGCAUCAAAGGCUGCCCUUAAUCAGCUAACAAAAACUGUGUCGCUGGAGUUUGCUCGAAGGAAAGAUCCAGUUAUAUGCAUUAUGUUGCAUCCAGGCACAGUGGACACUGAUCUCUCCAGGCCAUUUCAGAGAAAUGUACCGGAGGGCAAGCUCUUCACCAAAGAGUUCUCAGUGCAGAAGCUUUUAAACAUCAUCGAAAACACGAAGAAGCAUGACAACGGGAAGUUCUUUGGCUGGGAUGGUCAAGAAAUUCCCUGGUAGUUAAUACAAUUUUUCCUGAAAACACAAGAGGAAGUAGGAUGCUAUCUCAUUUUGGAUCAUUUUCAUAUUUUGUUAUUGCUGCUUCAGUUGCUUACUGUAUUCUCAAUUAUAAGAUAUCAUAAGAUGUUGACGAAUAGAAUUACAAUGAACAAUUGCCAAAUAAA
Pistacia vera is the source of this 1193-nucleotide messenger RNA. Its product is annotated as C-factor. Lineage: Eukaryota; Viridiplantae; Streptophyta; Magnoliopsida; Sapindales; Anacardiaceae. The record is from RefSeq and is a predicted model, not a curated record. The transcript is spliced from 6 exons. Bases 142 to 1029 code for a protein of 295 amino acids.